Glarea lozoyensis ATCC 20868 is the source of this 1752-nucleotide messenger RNA. RefSeq lists its product as uncharacterized. The record is from RefSeq and is a predicted model, not a curated record. Bases 1 to 1752 code for a protein of 583 amino acids. Lineage: Eukaryota; Fungi; Ascomycota; Leotiomycetes; Helotiales; Helotiaceae. The transcript has a single exon.
AUGAACAAGAAGGGCGAAGUUGAUUUGGGAAUGUUCGAAUACGAGCCGCUCGAAGACAGUAAUUCCUUCCGACUUCUCCUCCUUAGCCCAGGAACCGGGGACGCACCGCUCGACUGUACCUUAGUCGAAGACUCCCGCGGGGGUAACACCUUCUCCUACGAAGCCCUAUCAUAUACAUGGGGCAAUUCGAUUGCUUCGCACCAUAUCACUCUUAAUGGUGAUUUGUUUCUUAUUACGCCAAAUCUAUACCUUGCUCUACGACAUCUUCGUCGGGCGGACGUGGAAAGAAUCUUGUGGAUUGAUGCAAUAUGUAUAAAUCAAUCAUCCCCGCUUGAAAAGACACAGCAAGUCUCUAUUAUGCGGAAUAUAUACCAAACUGCCGUAAGGGUGGUGGUUUGGCUUGGAGAGGAUUGUACUGAGGCUUGCCAUACUAUUUCCUGGGUUUCUAGCCACCAGGAAGGUGGUGAGAAGGACAGGAAACACCUAGUGAAGACUGCCAGAACUAUCAUGGACGGUUGUCCAGAGCCUUUAGUCGACUUUGAUAGUGAUGGAAUGAACAGCAGAGAAGACAUAGCCCAAAGUCGUCGAGUCCAACUACUUAAAGGCUUUAAUGAUCUUCUCAGUCGAACAUGGUGGUCGCGGGUCUGGACGCUUCAAGAAGUGGUCCUUAACCCCGACGUCACAAUCAUGUGCGGUUAUUCCGAAGUUCCAUGGAAUACCUUUAUGGCCUUUGUGGAAGGAAUCCAACGCAGCAAGCCCAUCUUACAGGUAUCACCAGAUGAAAGUACUGGAUAUCAACAAUCACUUCAAAGGAGUUUCUCUCGGCAGCAAUUUGCUCGCAGUUCCUCGCAGAAAAUGAGCGAUCUGUUACUUCAACAUCGUGGUCUUAAAGCAUCAGAUCCCAGGGACAACGUAUACGCCUUACUCGGUCUUGCGUCAGACAUGUCAAAAAGCAAGUUCUUGCCCGACUACUCGAAGUCGAUUAGCGAGGUUUACAAGAGACUUACAAGAGAGAUAGUAGUAAAACGCAAAAAUCUUGCUAUCAUCUGUGCCAGCCAACCAUCUGCAACCUCGCGGAGUGGCUUGCCAUCCUGGGCGCCAGACUGGAGUUCCCCAUGGAUAUACUUCUGCUUAGCUAGAGCACCACACAACGCUUUAAACACAUCAACUCCCGAUGUGAAAUUCUCCAAAGAUCUUUCUAGGCUGAAAGCAGGAGGAACAUACCUGGCCACUAUCGAGAGCGUGAGCACUACAUAUGACGCAUCGGAGCCCACUUUGAUCGAAUGGCUCAAACGUGUUCGCAACUGGGACACUUUGAUUGCGGAAUGGCACAGCGACUCACAACCUUUCUCGUUCGAUUGUUUCCGCCAGAUCUACUCUCAACACGUGCUAGGCUCGGAGACUGCGUACCCAGUUGAUCUAUUUGCCCAGACACCGAAGCAGGCGAAGAAGAGCUCGAAGAAAGACGUCAUGAAGUUUCGAACGCACAUGAAUAUGAUGUGUUUAAAUCGGAAACUCGCUACAAUGAGGCAAUCGUGGCAGUAUGAAACGCGAAUAGAGGGACUGGUUCCUUGCAAUGCCUUACCAGGGGAUAGAAUUGUUGUGCUUCACGGAUGCAAUGUGCCCGUUGUGCUGAGGAAAGGUGCAGCGGAGGAUUGGAGUUUUGUAGGAGAUGCCUACGUUGAUGGAUACAUGUAUGGGAGAGCUUUCGGUGCAUUUUCGUCAGUUGAAGAUGUGUUUUCAAUUCGUUGA